Messenger RNA from Acyrthosiphon pisum (pea aphid), 663 nucleotides. Its product is annotated as zinc finger protein 3-like. The coding region runs from base 1 to 663 and encodes 220 amino acids. Gene Ontology annotation, molecular function: DNA-binding transcription factor activity; RNA polymerase II cis-regulatory region sequence-specific DNA binding. Gene Ontology annotation, biological process: regulation of transcription by RNA polymerase II. Gene Ontology annotation, cellular component: nucleus. The record is from RefSeq and is a predicted model, not a curated record. The transcript has 2 exons. NCBI's taxonomy places the organism in Eukaryota, Metazoa, Arthropoda, Insecta, Hemiptera, Aphididae.
AUGAAGAACCUUUCUGAUGAUGCUGCGCCCGUGUGCAACCCAAUACUUCUGCCACACCAGAGACAUAGUGACAUUGAGACCAGCAUGCUGGUGGAGAAGGUGGAUGGAGCGUAUUACCAUAGUUGUAUACAGAUGUGCCUUUGGACACACACCGGAGAAAAGCCAUACAUAUGCGAUAUCUGUGGUCAAGCGUUUUCUCGUUCAUCAACUUUAACAGAGCAUACAUGGACACACACCGGAGAAAAACCAUUCAAAUGUGGUAUCUGUGAUCAAGCGUUUUCUCGUUCAUCAACUUUAACAGCGCAUACAAGGAGACACACCGGAGAAAAACCAUUCAAAUGUGAUAUCUGUGAUCAAACGUUUACUCAAUUAUCAACUUUAACAUUUCACAUAAGGACACACACCGGAGAAAAGCCAUACAUAUGCGAUAUCUGUGGUAAAGCAUUUUCUCAAUCACAAAAUUUAACAAGGCAUACAAGGACACACACCGGAGAAAAACCAUUCAAAUGUGGUACCUGUGGUCGAGCGUUUUCUCUCUUACAAUCUUUAAAAACACACGAAAGGUCACACACAGGAGAAACACCAUUCAAGUGUGUUAUCUGUGGUCAAGCGUUUUCUUAUUUACAAUCUUUAAACAGACACAAAAAGACACACACCGGAUAA